Molecule: messenger RNA, 2471 nt
Organism: Astrephomene gubernaculifera
Lineage: Eukaryota; Viridiplantae; Chlorophyta; Chlorophyceae; Chlamydomonadales; Astrephomenaceae
Source: the annotation of a GenBank genome assembly
AGCACGUAUAUACCGUGCAGUGCGGUUCUCUCUGCCGUCUGUUACCUUUUCUUCCCGCACCUUCCCUGUUGAAUGAGUGAAAAGCCUCCGCUUGUCGCCGGCGCUAACAGCAAUGGCUAUCGUGGCAAGGGCAUUUCCUGGGCUCACCUUCGGCACCACGCCGUCAUCUGCUAUGGACAGCACGAAGAGGACCCUGGCUAAGGAGGCUGGCUUGGCGCGAUGCUGGCAGUCUUUUGACGUUGCGGCCAGCAAUGUUAAAAUUACUUCAGAAAUUAAGGAGGAAGUUCGCCGUCACGGAAUUCCCAAAGGCAUACGGGCGGAUGCCUACUUCGCGCUCUCGGGAGCCUCCAGCCUCCAACAGGAGCACGCGAACACGUACACGUCAUUAGCUGCGAGCACCUCCAACCUCAGCGACGAAGUCAUCUUUGGGGUAGAGGAUGACGUUCGCAGCGCACGGCUGGUCUUCAAGGACAGCCCCCUGUUUGCAACGGCCAAAGGCGCAGAGGUGUUAUCACGCCUUAUCUUUGCCUACAUUCAGCGGAAUCCAGCAUGCGGGUACUUCAAGGGUCUCGCGCACAUUGCCGCCCUCCUGUUAGCCACGUUUGGCAAGCAACGUGAAGAGCAGGCGUUUUGGACGCUUGUUGCGCUUCUGGAGCGGCGGUUGUUUCCCCACUGCGGCGGCCAGGUGCCCACUGGCUCCCGAGUGGAGGUCCAAGUCCUGAAGGUGCUGCUAGGGCAGCGGCAGCCGGCGCUUGCAGCGCAACUCGCCAAGCUGGAUUCCGACGCGGUUGAGAGCCUUUGCAACAGCUGGCUCUCCACCGCCUUCACACGAACGCUGCCGCAGGAGGUGGUGCUGCGCAUCUGGGACUGUGUGGUGGUGGAGGGCCCCAAGGUGGCGCUCAGGACCGCCAUGGCACUCAUCAAGAUGUGCGGCAGCAGCAUCCAAAGCUGCACCACCAUGCCUGUCCUCUGCCGCGUCGUGGAGGGCCGCCUCGCCCGCCACAGCGACGCGGACGCGCUCCUGUCUGUCGCCUUCAAGGGCCUGGGCAGCCUCAGCGGCUCCAACGUGGAUUCCAUCCGUAACCGCGUGCUGGCCAACAUGCAGAGCCAGCAGAAGACGCGGUCGGGCCUUCCAGCACCCCUGGGCGCAGGCGCCGCCAGUAGCCUCCUUGCGGCUGCCACGGCCAGCAACCUGGGUGCCAACAGCACCAGCAGCAGCGGAGAGUCGGUCGUCAACAGCGCUCCCCGCCGGAGCAGCAGCGGAGGCAGCAGCGGCAGCCUCAGCCUCAACGGCUACCACAAAACGGCCAGCAGCGGCAGCCUGAGCGGCUACAACAAGGCGAGCUACAGCGGUAGCAGCAGCACGGGUAGCCGGCCGGCGAGCAAGCAGGGCAUGUCAUGGCCGACCGUGAAGAGCACCGGGGCGCUGGCGGGCAUGGCUUGAGGUGGUGAGGUGGUUGCGGGUUAUCCUGGGACUACCUGGGGAGGUCAACGGAGGAGGUGUUGGCGCCACGGCUAGAGUCCACGGUGUGUUAUGCGAUUGCGGUUUUGGAAGAUGGAGGUGGUUUCGAGGUGUUGAAGGAUGGGAAGAUUUGGGCGUUGUCGCCCCUUCAUUUAUCGACGGCAUGUGACGUUGGGUUGUGGCUGUCUGGUUCUCCAUCAUCGUAACUGUUACGGGAAGGCGCCGUAUACUGGUACCUAAACAGGUGGUGGUCAGUUGUAAUACUUCACCCGCAUGGUAUGAUACCAUUGUAUGCUGCUUGCCAGGGUACACAGGUUUUCAACGGUUUAUUUGUAUGACUUCACUUUUGACGCAGGAUGUGCUAGGUCUCCUGGUUACCGUGUGGCCGAGAAGGGACGGUUAGCUGCUUGCCUGUGCUUGAGCUCUGUGUGGCUCGAUUAACUGUUUCCUCAGCCCGUUACCCUUCCAAGUUUACUUGCCGAAAAGGCCCCUAAAACGGUAACUGGGUUUGCAUGGAGAUUCAUGAUGACCAUGUAACGUUGCAACCUUCUUGAUGGCAGUCGUGGUGGGGAGGACUUAACGUACGCGGUUUGCUACGAACGCUUUUAUGUGAUUGGUCUGCGGUGAUGGUAGCGCACUGCAUGUUGGUCUGCCUGCCACAACGGAGUAUGCUGGGAGGUGUGUGACUGGGAAGUGAUGGGGACGUUCGUGCCUGGGACGUGAUGGAUGUAUCCUUUGACUCCUUUGACAUUCGCAGGACACGACUGCGUCUUGGUUUUCAGGUGCCCGCCUGUAAAGGCAAGAUGACGCUGAUGUUGUCUCGGAAGUCCAACUCAUAUACCGUUAGAAGUCGUCUGGCGCAAACCAGGAGCCAGGGCAGUCGGUUGGAGGUCAUCUAAUGCGAACGCCUGUGUUUCGCAUCGGUCGUUAGUGACAUCUUAAAACACGAGGAGGUUACAUUGUGAACAUGCCCCCAACCCUGUACCACCGGACAUUCCUCCCCAACCAG